AUGGAGGAAACUGAACUCUGCUUUCCUCAUCUUAACACCUCCUGCAGGAAGCUGAAGCGUCCUCACUCAGACACCGUGCUCAUUUACAUCAUACUGUCCUGCAUCUCUCUGCUGACUGCAACCCUCAACCUGCUGGUCAUCAUCUCCAUCUCACACUUCAGGAAGCUCCACACUCCCAGCAACAUCCUCCUCCUCUCUCUGGCGGUCUCUGAUUUCUUCGUGGGUCUCCUCAUGUUCUCUCAGAUUAUGCUCAUCGAGGGCUGCUGGUAUCUCAGUGACCUCAUGUGUGUCCUCUAUUACGUUUCGAACGUCAUCGCUUCCUCUGCCGCGAUAGGAACCAUGGUGCUCAUAUCAAUUGACCGCUAUGUGGCUGUUUGCUACCCUCUACAUUACUCCACCAAAAUCACUCCCAAAAGGACGAGAAUCUGUGUGUCUCUGUGUUGGAUCUGUUCUCUCCUAUUCGUCGGUAUGCUGCUGAGAGACAACCUCAAAGAACCAGGGAGGUUUAAUUCCUGCACUGGAGAGUGUGUGGUUGCUGCUAACUUUAUCGAACAGGUUGCAGAUCUCAUUUUGACCUUCAUCAUUCCAAUUACUGUCAUUGUAAUUCUGUAUGUGAGAGUGUUUGUGGUUGCCGUGUCUCAUGCUCGUACCAUGCGCUCUCAUAUAACAGCUUUCAAUCCGCAGGGCUCAUUGAAUGCAACUGUUAAGAAAUCUGAGAUGAAAGCAGCCAGAACUCUUGGUGUUGUUGUAGUUGCAUUUCUGUUCUGCUUGUGCCCAUAUUUCUGUGUUACACUUACAGCAAAUGACACUGUGUUCAACACUUCAUCUGCUGCCAUUGUAAUAUGUCUGUUCUACUUCAACUCCUGCCUAAACCCCAUCAUCUAUGCAUUUUUCUAUCCCUGGUGUAGAAAAUCUUUUAAACUUAUUCUUACACUCAAGAUACUGAAGCCUGGUUCCUGUGAUACCAACAUACUUUAA
This is a messenger RNA of Acanthochromis polyacanthus (spiny chromis), 978 nucleotides long. Its product is annotated as trace amine-associated receptor 13c-like. Gene Ontology annotation, biological process: G protein-coupled receptor signaling pathway. The record is from RefSeq and is a predicted model, not a curated record. Gene Ontology annotation, cellular component: membrane. Gene Ontology annotation, molecular function: trace-amine receptor activity. The transcript has 2 exons. Lineage: Eukaryota; Metazoa; Chordata; Actinopteri; Pomacentridae. Bases 1 to 978 code for a protein of 325 amino acids.